AUGUUCUGGAUUCAUUGGAUUUGGGUUUGUUUUAUGCUUAUAUACGAACUUCCGAGACUGAUUACCCACAAGGUAUUCUGGAGAAACAGAAACGCAAGAACGCAGAGUCGAAAAGAGUCACAACGUUUGGGAUAUCCAUCAGUUGUAUCAGUAUUUCAGAACCUUUCGAAAGAAAAGAGAGACCAACUUGCGGACAAGUGUCCAUUUUUUAAUCAACUAGACAAACGGAUACCGUAUCAUUGGGAUUGCGUAGGACACAUUGUGUUCGAUUUAUUCUUCAAGACCUGGAAAUUGCGUCACUAUUAA
Messenger RNA from Caenorhabditis briggsae, 306 nucleotides. The coding region runs from base 1 to 306 and encodes 101 amino acids. The record is from RefSeq and is a predicted model, not a curated record. NCBI's taxonomy places the organism in Eukaryota, Metazoa, Nematoda, Chromadorea, Rhabditida, Rhabditidae. The transcript is spliced from 2 exons.